Plectropomus leopardus (leopard coralgrouper) is the source of this 1741-nucleotide messenger RNA. It is a transcript of the gene sil1, whose product is annotated as SIL1 nucleotide exchange factor. Gene Ontology annotation, cellular component: endoplasmic reticulum. Gene Ontology annotation, molecular function: adenyl-nucleotide exchange factor activity. NCBI's taxonomy places the organism in Eukaryota, Metazoa, Chordata, Actinopteri, Perciformes, Serranidae. The record is from RefSeq and is a predicted model, not a curated record.
GCGACAGCAGCCGCACAGCAGACUUCAGAUGUCUGCGGGACCUGAACCUUCAGUGUUUACGUGGAUUAAAUUGACAGCCUGCCGCCUGAAACGUCCCAUACAGUCACCAUGAAACUGACACCCUGCAGCACCACAGGAGCUUCGUUCAGCUGCUUAACCCUGGCUGUUCUCUUGUUGCUUCAUUGCUGUCAUAUCGGCAGCAUUUUUGGCCAAAAGUCUGACUCGGCCUUAACUGUGGUGGAGAACACAGAAGGAGCAGAGGCAGUAGUUGGUGAUGAAGAAGAGGAGGUGGUGGUUGAUGAAGAUGAAGGAGAUCUGGAGGUGAUCCAACCUAAUGAAGAGUGGCAAACACUCAAACCAGGCCAGGCAGUGCCCGCAGGUUCCCAUGUGAGGCUGAAUCUGCAGACCGGUCAGAGGGAGGUCAGACUGGGAGAGGAGCAGCUCAAAUACUGGACCCAGGAGCACAGGGAGACAGAGGAGAGUCGGCACUCCUUCAGUCCUGAAGAGCUGAAAAGAGCCGUGAAGAAGAUGAAGGAGGACAUGAACCCAGCGAGCAGAGACGCAGAACAACAGGACUCUGUGGCAUCGAAGUUUCGUCCCAUUGAGGAGCUAAAGAGAGACUUGGCUCAGCUGGACCUGCAGGUAGAGACGGAUGUUCAGAUCAUGAGGCGUCUGCUGGACCAGUUUAACAGCAGCAACUCGACCACAGAGCAGAGGCUGAGCAUCCUGCUGGAGCUCGAGUACCUGGUGCAUCAGGUGGAUAACGCUCAGACCCUUUGUUCGAUGGGGGGUCUCCAGCUCAUUCUGGAUGGUCUCAACAGCUCUGACUUCAGAUUACAGGAGAGGUGUGCGUUUGUCCUGGGAUCUGCUGUGGCCAGUAACCCGGCUGUCCAGGUGAAGGCUGUGGAGAGUGGAGCUCUGCAGACACUCUUAACCAUGCUGGCCACUGCGCAGCCGCUCCAAGUCAAGAAGAAGGUUCUGUUCGCAGUGGCCUCCCUCCUGCGUAACUUCCCCUACGCGCAGCGCCACUUCCUGUCACACGGAGGGCUGCAGGUCCUAUCAGAGCUGUUCAGGGAAGACGGAGGCGGAGUUCUGCGGACACGCAUCGUCACCAUGUUAUAUGACAUGAUCAGUGAGAAGGAGCUGAUCUCUCAGGCAGGUCUGGACCUGGUGCAGGAUGCCUCCCAUGAAGAGCGGGUGCGGCAGUACUCGAAGGUGUCCCUGCAGGGGGAGCUGCUGGAGAAGGGCUGGUGCAGUUUGGUCCCACAGCUGCUGCAGUCCACUGAGCACGACUACAGGGAGAAGGCUCUGCGGGCUCUCCUGGCGAUGGCACCCGUGUGUUCGGAUCAGUACCGCUCAGACAGCUCUCUGCUGGGCUCUCUGCUCUCUCUCAGACACCAGUACCAGGAAAUGGUCCAGUCAGAGAUGAUUCUCGGAGAGGAGAACGGCUACUUCACAGAGAUUGUAGAACUUAUAGAUGCUCUACAAGUCAAGAUGAAAACAUGAUAAAUGCACUGUGGCAUUUCACAGACUUAAAGACUGCUUAGAUAUUAAAAACCUGCACGACCAACCACAGAAAGACAGAAGACAAGAGUCCACUGCAUGAAGUGCAAGGACAAUGGACCUUUUGCAGACACAGUCUGAACUUGAGCAAAUCAAGAUUUCGUCUGUGGCAUUCGACUGUUUUUGGACGGGGGUGGGGAUCAGAAAAAAGGCUGUCAUGUAAAAUAAUUUUAUUUUG